CCUCAUGAAGAAAACCCACGACCCAACCUCGUCGCCCUCGGGCAUCGAGCUGCACAAGAUGCUGUUCAACCCGUACUCCCUGUACGGUAAAACCGGCCUAGAUGACGCCAUUGGUGGCGCUAUGACCACCCCUCUGGGCAAAUACGACCAGUACUUCACCACCGAACUGACCGAACAUCUGUUCGAAAAAGCCCAAGAUCUGCUGCACGACCGGCCCUGCGGUUUGGAUCUCGUAUCGCUGAACAUCCAACGGGGACGGGACCACGGCCUGCCGUCCUACCCGCACUGGAGACGUCACUGCCGGCUUCCGCCGGUCGACACCUGGGACCAGCUGGAAAAGGUGGUGGACGCCGGAUCGUACCAACAGAUGCGCAAGAUCUACGGCGAACCGGAGAACGUGGACGUCUACUCGGGGGCGCUUAGUGAGCCGCCCGUGGAGGGCGGCGUCGUGGGACCGUUGAUCACCUGCCUGCUGGCCGAUCAGUUCUUGCGGUUGAAGCAGGGCGAUUCGUUCUGGUACGAACGUCGGCGAGGACCGCAGCGGUUCACCCGGGAUCAACUUCGACAGAUCUACAACACCCGGUUGUCGAGCAUAAUCUGUCGGAAUUCGGACGCGAUCACACAAUCGCCGGUCUACCUGAUGCGCAAGGUCAACCGUGAAGACAAUCCGGAGCUUCCGUGUUCGCAGUUGGACACGUUCGACUUCUCGGUGUUUCGCGAGCGGAAGAAUGCCGACUCGAGGCGGGUCAAGCUAGCGACUGCGCAGGUUGGAGUGGUUGUGCAGCCUUCCUCCAGUACCGGAGUGUCAACAAAUUCGUCAACGGCGGGCACAACUACCGAAGGGUUGACGACGACAACCACUACGACUUCAACAUCCAUGACAUCAGAUAAUAUGUUGGUUUGAGAGAGGUCUGAAAACAAUCUGCUGCAGCCGUAGCUCGGUUUCUGGUAGGGAGCAUGUGGUCUGACAUCUGCCUUCAACGAUCAACUGUUAAACGUCAGAUCGAUCGAUCCUUACCAGAAACGGUUGCUCGAAAACUUGACACUAAUGUAGUGCAUUAGUUUUCUAACUCAAAUGUGUUUUACAUGUGGAUUAGUUCUGUAAAUUAAGCAAUAUUCUGACCUGACAGGCGCAGUGAAUCACUCCAUGAUUUGUAAAGAAAAGUUUUUAGGACUAGUCAUCAAUA
Aedes albopictus (Asian tiger mosquito) is the source of this 1187-nucleotide messenger RNA. RefSeq names its product peroxidasin homolog pxn-2-like. Gene Ontology annotation, molecular function: heme binding; peroxidase activity. The record is from RefSeq and is a predicted model, not a curated record. The transcript has 2 exons. Gene Ontology annotation, biological process: response to oxidative stress. NCBI's taxonomy places the organism in Eukaryota, Metazoa, Arthropoda, Insecta, Diptera, Culicidae. Bases 5 to 904 code for a protein of 299 amino acids.